This is a messenger RNA of Raphanus sativus (radish), 1394 nucleotides long. RefSeq names its product 26S proteasome non-ATPase regulatory subunit 6 homolog. The coding region runs from base 588 to 1217 and encodes 209 amino acids. NCBI's taxonomy places the organism in Eukaryota, Viridiplantae, Streptophyta, Magnoliopsida, Brassicales, Brassicaceae. The transcript has 6 exons. The record is from RefSeq and is a predicted model, not a curated record. Gene Ontology annotation, biological process: proteasome-mediated ubiquitin-dependent protein catabolic process.
UUUUAUCUUCACGCGUCGAGAGUCCCUCCUCUCCCCCCCUCCCGCAGUUGACUCUUCCACUUCAUCUUCUUCAGUUUCUGCUUUUUUCCGUUAUCUUCUCAAUCAAUGAUGAUGUUAAAGCUAUUAUUUAAUGUUUUGUUGCUACUCCCCCCUUAAUCCUUCAUUUAUAUAAAAAUCUAUGUACACCUAAAUCAAAAACCUGAUUUUCAGCAGCUAUCGCCGUGGCCGUAAAAUCGACCGGAAAACUCAACUCUCCACCGGCAAAUAUCAUACCAGGAAAUCAACGCUUCCCCUAGAGCUAUGAUUUUUUUGACAAUGUUACAAUGGACGUAAGAUAUCGUAUGGAGAUUUGAACCUCCUCUGCAGCUGGAGAAAUCAUAAGCCUGUCGGUUCAAGUUUCUUACAGGAUGGGAACUUCUUAGACUCCGCUUCUGUGUUUCAGUAUCAUAAUACAGAGAUUGAUCAUAUAUAUCUUUGUAGAAAUAUGGGGAAGAUGAAGUACUACAAAUGUUCCGAAUCAUCAUCUGCUUCGAAAUCCAAACUUAACAGUCGCAAAGCAGAGAGGUGAGAUUUUGAUUUUUCUGUCCAUGGAGAGGGUGUACACGUUCACAUUCUCCACCAGAAAUUUUAAGAAGGCUGCCAGCUUAUUUGUGGAUUCUAUAUCGACCUUCACGAUGUAUGAGAUCCUUCUCUACGAGACCUUCAUUUUCUACACCGUGCUUAGCAGCAUCAUAACUCUGGAUAGAGUUUCUCUUAAGCAAAAGGUUGUUGACGCACCUGAGAUCUUAACCGUGCUUGGGAAGAUACCAUUCCUUUCCGAGUUCCUGAACUCACUAUACGAGUGCCAGUACAAGGCGUUUUUCUCAGCAUUUGCUGGAAUGGCGGAGCAGAUUAAGUUUGACCGUUAUUUGAACCCACAUUUCCGGUUCUACAUGAGAGAAGUGAGAACGGUGGUGUACUCUCAGUUUGUGGAGUCUUACAAGAGCGUAAUGGUGGAUGCGAUGGCAAAUGCCUUUGGUGUUUCCGUGGAUUUCAUCGAUCAGGAGCUGUCACGCUUCAUUGCAGCUGGGAAGCUUCACUGCAAGAUAGGCAAGGUUGCCGGUGUUUUGGAGACAAAUCGUCCUGAUGCAAAGAAUGCACUUUACAAGGCAACAAUCAAGCAAGGGGACUUCUUGCUAAACCGGAUCCAGAAGCUGUUUCGAGUAAUUGAUCUGUGAGCAUGUCUCACAUGUGUCUGUUUAGCACUUUCCUCAAAACUGCAACAACUUGCAACUCAAAUGGGUAGAAUCUUAAGGUGUGAGAAACGAUAUUUGAGAUCAACACCUGUCUGUUCUUUCUUAUGACUCAGUUUGUUUCAUCUACCUUUUUAUUUAUUUAUUUAUUCUACUUUCACA